GAACCUGCAGGCAGCGAUGUCGACUUUGGGGAUGGGGGACCAGCGGAGACUGCAGUCGCGGGUCCCACUGGCCCAACUGUUGUAGCACCGUGUCUGAAACGUCGCAUCCUGCAGAGGAAGACGGCUCCGGACGUCUUCAUUCCGCCAAAUGCCGUAGCUGUGCUGCCGGAGUUACUGCCCGAAUCACGACUCAGCCGGAGUUUGGGAGUGGACGUCUUCAGCGUCAAAUUCGGGAACAAGACACGGAAGCCACAGUGGCUGGUGCCGCUGGCUAUUCAAGGCGUGGCCGUUGUGCAACGCCCGUGUCUGCAGGCUGUGGUGGGCAAGGAGUCCGGGAAGGUCUACUAUGCCUCAAAGCCUCUCUCGGAAAGUUUGGCUGCCGUGUGCUUGCUCCAAGCUUCCUCGAGUGUGCAAGAAGCGUAUAGCCGGCUGCCUCUCCUGCUGUCGCCGAGCGAGGCCCAGGCCUUCCCUAGUAACCUCACUGUUACGCUUGCGGACGACAUUUACCAUGGGGAGGAUGCCACCACUGACGGCGCGUCAGACAUUGGCUGGCGUGAUGCCGUGCGCCUGAACGUGCUGAAAGAGUCCUCGGGCACGGAAUAUGUGCUCUACUCGCCAGUGCAGUUUCGUGGAUUCUUUCGACUAAGGCAGGACUUGCACGCGCUUGGCAAGGGCAUGCUCAUGGUGGAUCCGACCCGGGAAGAUGGCCUGCGACUUCGCCGAAGCUGCAAGAAGCUGGAGAUAGUGAAUGCUGAGACAACCUCAGAAACUCUGGGCCUGGACAUUACUGAUGACACCUGGGAGGCCAUGCAACCUGCUCGUGUGAACUGCCAGGUGACAGCUGCCUUAGCGAUGCGCGCCCUCAGUGGCCGGAGCGCUGGCGCGCGGGAAGCAGCCAUGGCGCUCCUAGAAACUAUGUUGUCAACGCUGCGUGAUGCGACAGUGCGGAGUGUCGCGAAGAAGUCCUGGGGGCUUGCCGACGCCUCGUUGGAGCCUCCGGAGUCAGCUAUCAUCCAACUCGCACGUGGAGGCAAGUCACGGAAAGACAAGGCUGCGUGCGAGAAGAGUGGUCAACAGCGCAUAAAGCGCGUCCCGCAGCAAGUGGUACGCGUGAGAGAAGGCGAUCGCGAGCCAACCACCAGUUUGGAGAGCCUCGCACGGACGGUCGCAGAGCUUGGCCACUGCGACAUAGGCGCUGGCACUAAACGAGCCCUGGUUGGUGGCGGUGGAGACUUCAGUGGCUGCAUGACCCAAAUGCGGCACAAUCCGCGCCUUGUGCUGCCUGGAGGGCAACUCAUUUAG
Molecule: messenger RNA, 1302 nt
Organism: Symbiodinium pilosum
Lineage: Eukaryota; Dinophyceae; Suessiales; Symbiodiniaceae
Source: the annotation of a GenBank genome assembly